Nilaparvata lugens (brown planthopper) is the source of this 5254-nucleotide messenger RNA. RefSeq names its product DDB1- and CUL4-associated factor 1 (gene mahj). Gene Ontology annotation, cellular component: nucleus; Cul4-RING E3 ubiquitin ligase complex. Gene Ontology annotation, molecular function: protein binding. The coding region runs from base 181 to 4866 and encodes 1561 amino acids. The transcript is spliced from 30 exons. Gene Ontology annotation, biological process: protein ubiquitination. Lineage: Eukaryota; Metazoa; Arthropoda; Insecta; Hemiptera; Delphacidae. The record is from RefSeq and is a predicted model, not a curated record.
AAAUAAUAUCUUUUUUAUAAAAAUGUAGCAUUAUUUAAAUUCUUGACUGUUGGUAAUACUACUAAUUUUGGAAAAUGGCUACAGCAGCUGCACCUGCACAAUGAUCUAGACUAGACAACAAACCAUGCGGUGUUAAUAAUAAUAAUUGUUGUAAGUUUAGCAAUCGCAUAAAACUGUAAAAUGGAACCAAACCAAGAAGUUGCGGAGUUCCAAUCCUCUCUUCGUCAGUGGGAGGAGGAUCACCAAGGCACCACCUAUGAUCCAGUUCCUAUGCUGACAAGAAUGGCAGAGUUAAUUGAGCUAGAAUCUGAACAUUACAUGAAAAAAGAUCCAGAUCCAUUCGACGAAAGGCAUCCGUCAAGAGUUGAUCCAACCUGUGCUUUGGGACAGAUGCUCAAAGUCUUGUUCAGAAAAGAUAAUUUCAUGACUAAGCUUGUUAAUGAUUAUCUGCGUGACAACUACUGGACACGACUUGGCCUAAAUGAGAGGGAUGUUAGGAAGUUGAAUGUUGCAGCUUGCAGGCUAAUAUUGGACAUAAUGCCUGGUCUUGAAACAUCUGCUGUAUUUGAAACGCCCACAAAUGAUGCCUUGGUGAAUCGGCUAUACUCAUGGGCUACAAGCUCUUCCGAGCCCCUCCAGACUUACGCCACAGGGCUACUCGCUGCAGCCAUGGAAGUCCAAGAUAUUGCUGCUGCAUUCAGGGAACAGAACGGCAAACUGGUCCCUCUAAUGCUGGAGCGUCUGCACAGACUGCAGAAAGAAGCGAUGCAAGAAAAGUAUCCGAUGGUGUCUCCCAGCACUGGCACAAAUCGACCUUUCGCCAACCUCGGACAAAUGGACAGAGACAAAGGCGGCGACAGUACACCCUGUCAUAGGAAAGGCCGUGGAAAACAAAAACCGAACAAUCAAGAAUCGCACACCUAUGAGACCACUGAUGACCCAAUGGAAAAUGGUAGUGACGCACCAGAACUUAGUAGCACUGUUAUGGUCACUCCGCCCAAAAUCAAUGGAUCAGUGAGAAGGAGCUCUGAUUCUGAAUCGUUGGUGGGCAGACGCAAAAGCAUGGACUGCGGCAUGUCGAGUCCGCCGACGCAUGCGCAGCUGCGACCGUCUGCCGCGCAUGUGCACGCGUCGCCGUUCAACGUGUCCGACUGCAGCAACUCGUCGUGGGUCGAGAUGGAGUCCUACGUCAUCGGAAACGUCCAAAUGUUCCCACCCAUCCUCGUCACACGACAGAUAUUCAUCCUCAAGUACCUAACGCCCAUGGGUGAAUACCAAGAGUUUCUUAGUCACGUGUUCGAAAAAAACGCUUUAGAAUUAAUCCUACAAUUUAUCAAUCUUAGAGAAUCGAAACAUGCAAGACUGGCGUUUGAAGCAUUGAAAUAUCUAGCAUCUUUAUUGUACCACAAAAAGUUCUCCAUUGAAUUCAUCAACAUGAAUGGACUACAGAAACUGUUGGAAGUGCCAAGACCUAGUAUAGCAUCCACUGGUGUGUCAAUAUGUCUUUAUUACCUUGCCUAUUGUGAAGAUGCAAUGGAGAGAGUAUGCCUUUUACCUCAGCACAUACUUUCUGAUUUAGUUAGAUAUGCUUUAUGGUUGUUGGAAUGCUCUCAUGACUCCGGGAGAUGUCACGCAACCAUGUUCUUUGGGGUGUCAUUCCAAUUUAGAAUAAUAUUGGAGGAAUUUGAUGCUCAAGAUGGCCUUCGGAAGCUUUAUAAUCUGAUGAGCAUGCUGCCGAUUCUGUCGCCCGACGACCGCAACUAUGUGCUGAAUGAGGACGAGGACUGCGCGGCGCGCCAGAUUGUGCGUCACGUGUGCGUCGCACUCAAGCGCUACCUGGAGGCGCACCUCUAUGUGCGCGCCGAACAGCUGCGCCGUGCGCACAUGCGCGAAUCCAACUCCGAGCACCACAAGAUGCAGAGCACACUGCCCAGUUACAAGGCUGUUCGUAGUACGCCGGAGGAAGUGAGAGAGCAGAUAAGUGUGCUGCUGGAGCUGAUGCCUUUCCGCGCGCACUGGCAGCCGGUCGACCAACUGCUGCGACUCGGAGGCAUCUCACUCCUCCUCCAGGUCAUCACCUUCUCCUACGACUGGAACUUCGCUGGAAGGUAUUGUUGUUCAUCAUUCAAAAGUAAAACAUUUAAAAGGGCUGUUCGUAGUACGCCGGAGGAAGUGAGAGAGCAGAUAAGUGUGCUGCUGGAGCUGAUGCCUUUCCGCGCGCACUGGCAGCCGGUCGACCAACUGCUGCGACUCGGAGGCAUCUCACUCCUCCUCCAGGUCAUCACCUUCUCCUACGACUGGAACUUCGCUGGAAGAAUGGAAACAGUGCGCAGUGCGUUGGAUGCGCUAAGCAUAUGCGCAGUGAUGCCGAACGUGCAGCUGGCGUUCUGCGAGCGACUCGAGUCGCCCGACCAAACCAACAAGGUCGGACUCAACGUCAUCCUGAACGCCGCCGAGGGAGAGAUCGUCGUCGACCCCGACGUGCAGAGGGCAGCGCUCGGUGUCCUCAUAACCUGUGUCUGUGCUCCCGUCUACAGGGGUGGAGGAUGUAUUGCAAGAUACUCAGCGAGCGGAUCUGCCAAAAAGAAGACCCAGAAUAUGAAAAAUAGUGAAGAAAUUAUUAAUAAAGUAUGGGAAGUUGUACGGUCGAAUAACGGAAUAAUGGUGCUACUGCAGUUGAUGAUGGUGAAGAUUCCACUGACAGACGCAGACUCGAUCAGGAGCAUGGCUUGCGAGGCACUGUGUGGUCUCGCCCGGAGUGAGACCGUCCGCCAAAUCAUCAGCAAACUGCCCAUUCUAACAAAUGGACAUUUGCAAAGUCAUAAGGUCAAUGCUUAUGUGACUCGCUCCAAAAGGAAGUAUGUUCAGAUGAUUUUGUUUUUGGCUGCGAACAUCAUAGCGCAAACGCGGAUCCAGUUCAACGACAAACAGCUGUUUCAGCUGUUGCAACAGCACCUGAUCUCGCACGGCAUGCUGGAGUCAGCUGCCACACUGCAGAGGGAGGCGGGGCUGCCUCCGCCCCCCGCCCCCAAGCCUCCCCUGCCCGCCACAUUCCUGUCACCCUUCACCUAUCAACAGCGCAGUCCAGGCCAGCCGCAGAGGUCAAGGUCUUCAUUAUCGCGGGAGAAUCCACUACAUAGAAUAGCGCCAUCUACUCAGACGUCGGAUCUUGCGUCGCCCUCCACCAGUCCACUGCGAGCCGGGUUCAGUGUUAGGGGAACCGCCUCUCCCUCCUCCUCCUCCACCUCAAUUUCCUCCCCCGCCAAUCAGCCCAUCAAGUUGACCAUUGUCAACAACAAACGCAGUGAAAUGAAGUUGACAGCAGCGCAAGCGCAGUCGAGCUCGAGGUCGCUUGAGAAGCAGAUGAGAUGCGAGCCAGGCCAGCAGCCCGGGCAUACGUCACUGGCGCCGCAACACGUCACGCUCGACUCCAUCAUCACCGAGUACCUCACCAAUCAGCAUGCGCUCUGCAAGAAUCCCAUUGUCACAUGUCCGCAGUUCAAUCUGUUCGAGCCUCACAAAUGUCCAGACCCGAGUGCAAGGAACAGUGCUCCUGUCAACUUUGCAGUGAGGUGGUCGAAAGGCAUCAAUUCCGACCGCCUCAAUCAGAGGCUUGUCCACUCAAGGUUCUGUCCGGCAAAAACCUUCAGGCUGGUAGACGAAGAUGGAUUUUUUACCUGCUGCGAGUUCCUUGCAAAAGAUAAACACGUUUUAAUUGGAACACAUCAGGGAGAUGUGAAACUAUACAACACCCUUACUGGAAAUGAAGAGGCAACUUACCAGUGUCACGAGUCUUACAUUUCCAAUAUUCAGUCCAAUAGAGAUAGUUCUUUGAUUUUGACGUCAUCAACAUUUUGGCCAUUAUCAGCAUUAUGGAAAGUUGAUAAUGGAUUUAUAAAGCAGUUUGCCAUGGAUGAUGAUGAUUACGUCGAAUUUAGUAAAUAUAGGCAGGAUAAAAUAAUAGGAACUAAAAGUGAAACUGCUACGAUCUACGACAUAACGACGGGCAGGAAGAUAAUGACGCUGCAGCCGAGCAAGUCGAACGAGUAUGACAAGAACAGAGCCACGUUCAGCCCGACCGACGAGCUGGUUCUCUCCGACGGAGUGCUGUGGGACAUCAACUCGGGCAAGGAGAUCCACAAACUCGACAAGCUCAAUCAGACGCUUAGCGGGGUCUUCCAUCCCAAUGGACUCGAGGUUGUGUCGAACACAGAGGUGUGGGACCUGAGGACGUUCCAUUUGCUGAGAACAGUCUCCUCGUUGGACCACUGCGAGGUGAUAUUCUCACCAACUGGCACGGCCAUCUAUGCCGUCUCACUCGAACAGGAGACCGACGAAGAAUCCAACUACGAGUCCUCUUUCAAGACCCUCGAUGCCCGCGAUUACUCCAGCAUAGCUACAAUCGAUGUUAAGAAGAGCAUCUACGAUUUAGCAGUCAAUCGGCUCGACACUCAGAUCUUAAUUGUGGAGAAUCAAGGCAUGUUUGAGAAUGUGCAGGAAUCGACUGUGAGACUUUAUGAUGUCGGCCGCAGAAGGGUCGAUGAAGAUGAAGUGGAUGAUGAAGAAGAAGAGGAAGAACUUGAUGGAAGCGAUGAUAAUUCUACACCCGAUUCUCCUUCUGAAGAUGAACAGGGAGAUGUGUCAGCCGGUGACCUAAUGGAAUUUGUUGAUGGCGAUGAUGACGACGACGAUGAUGAUGAAGAUGAUGACGACGAUGAUGGGGAUGGAGAUGACGAUGAUGGUGAUGGAGAUGAUAAUGAUUUCGUAUUAGUUGAUGAUGAUGCUAAUCCUGCGUCGCCUGAUGCCGCAAGUGACGAUGAUGAUGAUGAUGAUGACGAUGACGACACGUUCAUUGUGAACGUCUAGUCAUUUGUCAAGUAAGGAAGAAGAACAUCGACUAGAUGUUGACUCUUUUACCAACUAGACAAGCUCACAAUAUUAUUCAAAACAUAUAAUCUUCCAAUGUGGAAUUUUCGAAUUACGUUUUAAUGUCGAACAGUUGCUGAGACACUAUUUUAUUGAACGGAGAUGAACUUUGAUUGACGUUUUUCAAACCGGUUAUAAGUACUUUAUGCUAAAUAUCAUGUUGAUAUUAGGGAAGUAUUGCAUCUUUUCCAAUAUAUGACUUGUAAAUAGUUUUUGGUUUAAAUAUAGAGGACUUUCUGUUGUUUGUUAUAAUAAAAAAGAACACAUGUUUAUGGCACUAUUUUCGUGUGUCAGUUAUUUUUCAAUAAAUAAUAAACCUUCAAGCUUA